Messenger RNA from Aspergillus alliaceus, 2040 nucleotides. RefSeq lists its product as uncharacterized. The coding region runs from base 1 to 2040 and encodes 679 amino acids. The record is from RefSeq and is a predicted model, not a curated record. The transcript is spliced from 6 exons. Gene Ontology annotation, molecular function: oxidoreductase activity; FAD binding. Lineage: Eukaryota; Fungi; Ascomycota; Eurotiomycetes; Eurotiales; Aspergillaceae.
AUGGCUGAUACAUUCUCCUCUAUUCCCAUCAUUGACUUGCGUCGUCUUCAAGACCCGCUAACUAAAGCGGAGGCCCUAGAACAGUUGCGGGAAGCCAUCUUUCAGGUUGGCUUUUUGUACCUGAUUAACCACGGGCUGGAGCCACUUGUGAGACGAACGCACGAGAAGCUCCCCGAGCUUUUUGCGUUGCCCACUGAGGUCAAAGAACGAUGUAACAUGAUCAAUUCACCCUCGUUCGUCGGGUACACCCGUCUCGGGGCAGAGACUACAGCAGCCAAGACAGAUCUGCGAGAGCAAUUCGACUUCGGUACCCCGGGUAUGAAAACCUGGAACGAAAACGUCGACCCUUUCUGGCAAAGACUCGAGGGCGAAAGCCAGUAUCCGGAGCAUCCCGGCGCUAAAGAGCUCGUCGAUGAAUACAUAGCAGACUCCGCAAGGCUAUCGCAGAAGUUCAUGCGGUACGUUUCAGAAUGUCUUUCCCUGCCCCCGACAACUUUUGAGUCGUUCAAGGGUAAGAUGGAUCGUCUGAAGUUUGUCAAGUACCCUCAGUCUCCGCCUGGUUCACAGGGUGUCGGCCCGCACAAGGACUCGACAGGGUUAUUUACCUUCCUCUCGCAAGACGACACCGGCGGACUGCAGGUUCUAAACAAGAACGGGGAGUGGAUCGACGCCCCUCCCAUUGAGGGAAGUCUGGUGGUGAAUAUCCAGCAGGGCUUUGAGGCCAUCACGGGCGGCAUCUGCACUGCAACAACGCACCGCGUUAUUGGUGUCGUGGUUCAGCCCACGGAUGUUGAGGACGUUCGCACCGCGCUCCUCUGGGCACAGGAACACCAUAUUGACCUCGCUGUCAAGGGCGGCGGUCAUUCCGUGGCAGGAACAAGUUCCAGCGAUGGCGGCCUAGUGAUCGAUCUGUCGCGCAUGAACAAAGUAACCGUGGACACGGCGAAAAAGACCCUGACUGUGCAGGGCGGCGCCGUGUGGAAAGACGUCGAUGAAGCGGGCGCUGAGCACGGACUUGCCGCCGUCGGAGGUACAGUCAACCACACUGGCGUCGGUGGACUGACCCUCGGCGGCGGAUACGGCUGGCUGAGCGGGAUGUACGGGCUGACGAUCGACAACCUGCUCGCUGCGACAGUAGUCCUGGCGGACGGCCAAGUCGUCACGGCUUCUGCGACCGAGCACGCAGAUCUUUUCUGGGGUCUGCGCGGAGCAGGAUACAAUUUCGGGGUGGUUGUCGAUUUCACCUUCCAGGCUUAUGAACAGAAGACGCCCGUGUAUGCGGGCAUUGUUGCGUUCCCGCCUGAGAAGUUGGAGUCGGUCGUCGAGCAGAUGAACGCUCUGUUUGAGGCCCCGGACCCUCGCUCCGGUGCUAUGAUCAUCCUCGCCCAACCUCCUGGUGCCCCUACACUCAUGGUCAACGUGUUGGUCUUUUACAACGGCACCAAGGAGGAAGGCGAGAAGCGCUACACGGGCUUACUUGCUCUCGAGCCCGUGGUCAACCUGAUCGAGGUUAUCCCGUACUCACUGCUUAACUCGCUGCAGAACCCGAUGGCCACUUACGGCGAUCGCAAAACCUUCAAGGGGCUAUUCUAUCGCACACCCUUGGAUGCCCAGUUUCUUCGUUCCAUGCUCGACGAAUUGAGCGCCGGGGCUAAGGAGAAUCCGGACAUGAUCCCGGCGAUGCUCCUCGAAUGCUACGACAUGAGAAAGACGUGCAGUGUACCCCUUGAUGCGACUGCUUUUGCGAAUCGAAGUCUCACGCAGAACGGCCUGCUCACGUUGCGCUGGGCAGAUGAGUCCAAGGAUAGCGAAUAUCGCGCCUGGUCGCGUGAAAUACAGGCCAAAUUUAAGGCACAGUUUGAGACCCAGCUCGGCGGCGAGGAGACCGCUGAUGUGCCGCAAUAUAUCAACUACGCAGAGCCCGGAGACGUGGUUGUGAACAACAUCUACGGAGGUAACCUGGAGCGCUUGAAGGGAGUUAAGGCGAAAUACGACCCAAACAACCUAUUCCAUAAGAUGCAUCCGGUUUCGCAGGCAUAG